Emiliania huxleyi CCMP1516 is the source of this 1263-nucleotide messenger RNA. RefSeq lists its product as hypothetical. Lineage: Eukaryota; Haptophyta; Isochrysidales; Noelaerhabdaceae. Bases 14 to 430 code for a protein of 138 amino acids. The transcript has 2 exons. The record is from RefSeq and is a predicted model, not a curated record.
CGGCAUAAGUGUUAUGCUGGGGUUCGCGGCUCCGCCGGCGGACAUCGUGUUUCCGGUGCGCGUCGAGCCGCGCGCAUACUUUGCGAACGAGCGUACGCUCCUCAACUGGUUCGAUCUAGCGGCAACGCUUACCAUUGUCGGGGCUGCGCUCCAGAGCGGCCGCAAUUCGUUCACCGUCCAAUCUGUGGGCCUCGCGCUCAGCUGCCCGGCGGCUGCCUUUGUGCUCUACGCGUUGCGCAUGUACGCGCUGCGCUUCAACUCGCUAGAGUACAAGCGACCUCAGAACUUUGAGGAUCAGGGAGGCACGCUCCUUCUGGCGCUCCUCCUGACAGUCAUGAUCGUCACUCAGAGCUCUGUGGCCAUCCUCGCAGCAAAGGGCAGCGAAGGUGGCAGCAUGCGCGCCUUUGCCGCCUGGCCCAUUGUUGCAUGACGUGAGGCGGGCGGCCAGGACCGCGCGUACAGCGCCAAGCGUGGGGUUCAGAGUGUUCGCGUCCGUCGUGCGCGGUCACCCCUCACGUGAGCCGCGUCUCGUUUCGUCGUCGUCGGGCACCACGGCGACACCAGGACGGCUCUCCAAAAUGACCGUCGGUCAGCUCCGCUCUGCGUCUGCCGCUCGACGCCGUAUGUGCGGGGCUAGGUGUGGGCGGGCGAACCGGGGAUUUCCCCUCGUAGCUACCGCCGGCGGUGAGCCGGCGGUAGUGGGGGAAAUGGUGAUUUUUGAAUGAACGCCUCGCGCAAAACCACCGCUACCAUGCCAAAGAAGACCCUUGUGGGCUAUCCAGAACACCUAAGAUCAUGCCCUAGCUCUAAAGUGGGCCACACAUGGCCGGCUACCUGCUACCUCCAAGCGGGUCGCACGGAGACACGGGAAGCCAAGGCUGCCGCAAGCCGCCUCCGGGUGCAGGGGCCCGGCGCGGUGGGCGGGGGCAACGACCCGGUAGCUGGCCGCGCCUCCCCCCCCCCCGCCCGUCGCCGCUGCACCCCUUGCCGCGGCCCUCGUCGCUGCUGCAGCGACGACAGCCGCGGCACGAGGUCAGACGCGCGGCCUCGGAGAGCUCGAGCUAAAGGCGCCGACGGUGGCAGCCGUGGUAGUGGUUGAUGGUAGAAGGCUCCUGAGCCGUCGGGCACCACGCUCGACGUCGCCGAGCAGCCGCGCCUGUCGCGAGCGCCUGCGCGUCGGGCGCUGCCGGCUCGACCUCCAUUUCCGGCGAGGUGUCGGGCGCGGCGGGCGGCUCCGGCGCCUCGGUGGCGACCGUGGGCUCG